Molecule: messenger RNA, 745 nt
Organism: Centropristis striata (black sea bass)
Lineage: Eukaryota; Metazoa; Chordata; Actinopteri; Perciformes; Serranidae
Gene: taf13
Product: TATA-box binding protein associated factor 13
Exons: 2
Coding region: 123-497 (124 amino acids)
Biological process (GO): transcription by RNA polymerase II
Cellular component (GO): transcription factor TFIID complex
Molecular function (GO): protein heterodimerization activity
Source: RefSeq, a predicted model, not a curated record
CGUGGGGCAGUGUUUCUACAGCCAGCUGCUGUUCUCUCUCAACACUUCCGCAGUCGAGGAAACAACCGGAAGUCAGCAGAGAAGACCAGGCUGUUGUGUUUCUGUGCUGAGCUGAAAGAAUAAUGGCGGAUGAGGAGGACGAGCCUGGCUUCGAUGAGGAGCUGGAUGAGGGAACCAGUGGAGUAGAUGUGGGCCACGGGAAGAGGAAGAGGCUCUUCUCCAAGGAGCUCCGCUGUAUGAUGUACGGAUUUGGAGACGACCAGAACCCGUAUACGGAGUCUGUGGAUAUUCUUGAGGAUCUGGUGAUCGAGUUUAUCACGGAAAUGACCCACAAAGCCAUGUCCAUCGGACGCCAGGGUCGCGUCCAGGUGGAGGACAUCGUUUUCCUAAUUCGCAAGGACCCCAGGAAGUUCGCCAGAGUCAAAGACCUGCUGACCAUGAACGAGGAGCUGAAGAGAGCCCGGAAGGCUUUCGACGAAGCAAAUUACGGAUCAUAACCACUUCUUUUUUUUCUUUUUUUUUUUAAACCUACACCGUAUUUGUAGAAAUAUUUACUAUUAAUUUCUGUUUAUUCAGGGUCCUGUUUCCUUCAGGAGACUUGACUUCCUGUCCAGUCUGUUUUUGUGAUGUCAUGUUUAUUUGAUAUGGUGAUAUAAUAUGACAGUGACAAAGUUUUGUUCAGAUAACUGGUCUCAUGCUAUCAGGGACUGUCGAAAUAAAGGAAUUUACAUUUUGUUUUAAUACA